Ochlerotatus camptorhynchus is the source of this 321-nucleotide messenger RNA. RefSeq lists its product as uncharacterized. NCBI's taxonomy places the organism in Eukaryota, Metazoa, Arthropoda, Insecta, Diptera, Culicidae. The record is from RefSeq and is a predicted model, not a curated record. The coding region runs from base 1 to 321 and encodes 106 amino acids. The transcript has a single exon.
AUGGAGCCUAAAGCGCGAAAACUGAUGUUUGUAGGCUACUCCAACGAGCAUAAGGCCUAUAGGCUGCUGGAUACGGGUUCGGGACGAAUCACCAUCAGCCGGGAUGUGAAGUUCCUGGAAGAUUGGCGCAUGUAUAGUGAAAACGGUGCCGAUCGGAAGCUGGAAGUUACUGAAUCGACAGUCGAGUUGGAGCCACUACCGGUUCCGGAAAUCACGCGUGAAGUGGCACCUGUGUCUGAAUCCGAAGAAGAACCUGAAGUUGAAGAAGACUUUGAUGGAUAUGAAUCGGCUGAAGAUCUCCCGGAAAAAAAAUUACAGUGA